CACAGUAGCUGUCAUCAUGGCCAAUAAUCUCCAUAGAAGCAAAAAGUCUUCUGAACAAGUCCUCGCAGACUGUAGGACACAGUUUGUGCAAUCAGUGGACAAGAGUGUAAUCAAUGGCCUCUUGGAUGACAUGAUUCAAGAAAAAGUGUUUAACCAAGAAGAAAUGGAGGAAGUGAUGCAGGAAAAUUUGACAAUCAUGAGUAGAGCCCGGGUGCUAAUUGAUUAUAUCAUUCGGAAGGGUAGUAAACCAUGCCAAUCUUUUAUUCAUCACAUCUGGAUAAGAGACAGUCAUCUUGCUGAAAAACUGGGCCUGACAAAGUGAAGAUUCAAAAUUUAUAAGGCUGUCCAGGAACCAUAAUCCUUCUCAAGUAUCAUUGCUGGAAUGGAAUUGGCUGCUUUGCAAUCAUAAGAAAGACCUCUUUUGGAAAGGAAACAGCAUGUGUAUAUCUAGCCUAAAAUAAACCAUACAAUACAAACAUUUCAUAUAAAAUAAAAUUAUCUUCUCUUAUGUUA
Messenger RNA from Antechinus flavipes (yellow-footed antechinus), 513 nucleotides. Its product is annotated as caspase recruitment domain-containing protein 16-like. The transcript is spliced from 3 exons. Gene Ontology annotation, cellular component: protein-containing complex. Gene Ontology annotation, molecular function: caspase binding; cysteine-type endopeptidase activity. NCBI's taxonomy places the organism in Eukaryota, Metazoa, Chordata, Mammalia, Dasyuromorphia, Dasyuridae. Bases 17 to 322 code for a protein of 101 amino acids. The record is from RefSeq and is a predicted model, not a curated record. Gene Ontology annotation, biological process: regulation of apoptotic process; proteolysis.